GGGAAACUGGGAGUGGGACCGGUCUGGGGUUGGCGGGGGGGAGAAGAGGGUUUGUCACACGCGGAUGUCCCCCGUUCCUGCUUCCCCCGGGAGCGUCACCGGAGCCGCUUCCCGGUAACGGUGCCCGGUGACCGUUCCAGCUGCUCUGUCUCUCUCCCGUUCAGGAGCCGCCGCGAUGCUGCUGCUCCGGGCCGUCGUGGGGCGCAGGCUCCCGCCGCUGACGCAGCUCCGCCGCGGCUCCUCCCGGUUCGCCGCCGGUGCCGCGCCGGGGGGGGGACGCCGGGGGGCGGCCCCGGUGCUGGCGGCGCUGCUGGGGCUCGGGGCCGUCCUCGCCUACGGAGAACGGCGGCGACGGAACGCCCAGGCAGCCAAGGCCACCCCGGCCCCCCGGUACCCCCUGUACACACGGGAGGAGGUGCGGCGGCACCGCAGCCCUGGGGACCGGGUGUGGGUGACCCACGGCACCGAGGUCUUCGAUGUCACCGACUUUGUGGAGCUGCACCCGGGGGGGGCCGACAAGGUGCUGCUGGCGGCCGGGGGGGCCCUGGAGCCCUUCUGGGCCCUCUACGCCGUGCACAGCCAGCCCCACGUGCUGGAGCUGCUGCGGGAGUACAAGGUGGGCGAGCUGAGCCCCGAGGAGGCCCCACCGAGCCCCGACGCCGCCCAGGACCCCUUCGCCGGGGACCCCCCCCGGCACCCGGGGCUGCGCGUCAACAGCCUGAAGCCGUUCAACGCGGAGCCGCCGGCGGAGCUCUUGACCGAGAGCUUCCUGACGCCCAACGAGCUCUUCUUCACCCGCAACCACCUGCCCGUGCCCGCCGUGGACCCCGGCUCGUACCGGCUGCGGGUGGAGGGCCCGGGGGGCCGCGCGCUGUCGCUGUCGCUGCCGGAGCUGCGGAGCCGCUUCCCGAAGCACGAGGUGACGGCGACGCUCCAGUGCGCCGGGAACCGCCGCGCCGAGAUGAGCCGUGUGCGCCCCGUCAAGGGGCUGCCCUGGGACAUCGGGGCCAUCAGCACCGCGCGCUGGGGCGGCGCCCGCCUGCGGGACGUGCUGCUCCACGCCGGCUUCGGCGAGCGCCGCGACGGCGAGUGGCACGUCUGCUUCGAGGGGCUGGACGAGGACGUGGGGGGGGCUCCCUACGGAGCCUCCAUCCCCUACGGACGCGCCGUCAGCCCCGACGCCGAUGUGCUCCUGGCCUAUGAGAUGAACGGCGAGGAGCUGCCGCGCGACCACGGCUUCCCCGUGCGCGUGGUGGUGCCCGGCGUGGUGGGCGCCCGCAGCGUCAAGUGGCUGCGGCGCGUGGCCGUGAGCCCGGCCGAGAGCCCCAGCCACUGGCAGCAGAACGACUACAAGGGCUUCUGCCCGUCGGUGGACUGGGACACGGUGGAUUACCGGACGGCGCCAGCCAUCCAGGAGCUGCCGGUGCAGUCGGCCAUCACGCAGCCGCGGCCGGGCGCGGCGGUGCCGCCGGGCGAGCUGGCGGUCAAGGGCUACGCGUGGAGCGGCGGCGGGCGCCGGGUGGUGCGGGUGGACGUGUCGCUGGACGGCGGGCGCACGUGGCGGGCGGCCGAGCUGGCGGGGGAGCGGCCGGCGCCGGGCCGGGCCUGGGCCUGGGUGCUGUGGGAGCUGCGGGCGCCCGUGGCGGCGGGCGCGGAGCUGGAGAUCGUGUGCAAGGCCGUGGACGCCAGUUACAACGUGCAGCCCGACACCGUGGGGCCCAUCUGGAACCUGCGCGGGGUCCUGAGCAACGCCUGGCACCGCGUCCGCGUCUCCGUCACCCGCUGAGCCCCUGGGCGGCCCCGGCGCGUGGGACGCGGGGACGCGGCUCCAAGGUCGCCGGGUUUUAUGGCCCCCGGCACGUGAAAGCGGCUCCAUAAAGAUUCGGGAGGUUUUA
Molecule: messenger RNA, 1895 nt
Organism: Corapipo altera (White-ruffed manakin)
Lineage: Eukaryota; Metazoa; Chordata; Aves; Passeriformes; Pipridae
Gene: SUOX
Product: sulfite oxidase
Cellular component (GO): mitochondrion
Molecular function (GO): heme binding; molybdenum ion binding; oxidoreductase activity
Source: RefSeq, a predicted model, not a curated record